Molecule: messenger RNA, 1815 nt
Organism: Mycena indigotica
Lineage: Eukaryota; Fungi; Basidiomycota; Agaricomycetes; Agaricales; Mycenaceae
Exons: 11
Coding region: 1-1815 (604 amino acids)
Molecular function (GO): FAD binding
Source: RefSeq, a predicted model, not a curated record
AUGCCUGUAAGCCUCGUUCGCGAGACCGACGUCGAUGUGCUCGUUAUUGGGGCUGGGCCAGCCGGCCUUAUGUGCGCUAAUGCGCUCGCAAAGGCGGGUGUGAAUGUUAAGAUCAUCGAUCAACGACCGAGUAAAGUUGCUGCUGGCCAAGCGGAUGGAAUUCAGCCCCGCACAAUAGAAGUGUUCCAGAGUUAUGGGCUCGGUGAUCGUCUCUUAAGGGAAGGGAACCAGAUGCACGUCGCGGCAUUCUAUAACCCUGGACCGCAUGGAAUUCAGUUGACAGACCGCGUACCGGAUGUUACUGCACCAACAGCCAGGUAUCCCUUCGAGGUGACUCUCCACCAAGGCGCCAUUGAAAGCAUUUUUCUGGACUCCAUGCAAUCCAUGGGAGUCGAAGUUUCGCGGCCCGUAAUCCCGACCCAGCUCGACUUAACACCGUCAAAGAUCGGGAAUGCGGAGGCUCAUGCUGCCCGUGUCACGCUGAAACACCUAGACGGAGACGAAGCAACAGAGGUCGUUCAAGCACGGUUUGUUGUUGGGACAGACGGCGCGCACUCAUGGGUCCGAAAGCGGUUCAACAUCGCCAUGGAAGGGUCGCAAACUGAUUACGUGUGGGGCGUCGUCGAUAUGAUCCCUGAAACAGACUUCCCGGACAUCCGCAACAAGAGCGCUGUCCACUCAGAGAAUGGUUCUUGUAUGGUCAUUCCUCGGGAAGGCGACAAGGUCCGGAUAUACAUCCAACUUGACGGCAAGGAUGGUGUCGUAGACGCGAGUAAUGGCCGCAUCGACAAGCAGCGAAUUACCCCACAGCAACUCUUGCAGGUGGCCAGCCGAUCAUUCCAUCCGUUUAUUUUCAAGACGCCGAAAACUAUCGACUGGUGGACGUUAUAUCAGAUCGGACAACGAGUUGCCUCGAAAUAUUCAGUCGAGCAGCGUGUUUUCAUUGCGGGCGAUGCAUGCCAUACACAUUCACCUAAAGCCGGCCAGGGAAUGAAUGCUAGCAUGAACGACACACAUAACUUGGCGUGGAAAUUGGUUUACGUGCUGCGAGGAUGGGCGGGGCUAUCGAUUCUCCAAACGGUGCAGCUGCUUUUUCUUGAUUCCUGUGCAACAUUUAACAAACAGCAGUAUGAAUCCGAACGCCGAAGAUACGCACAAGACCUUAUCGAUUUCGAUGUCAAGUUUGCCAGCUUGUUUUCGGGAAAACCCAGAACGGAGCUAAAUAUGGACGGCGUCUCUCAUCAGGAGUUCUUGCAGGCUUUCCAGACCUUCGGCGGAUUUACGAGCGGCAUUGGAAUUCGGUAUGAGGAGUCCCUGGUAGUCUCGUAUGCAAAUCAGCAAUAUGCAACCAAAUUGGCCAUCGGGCAGCGAAUGCCGCCUCAGGUUGUGGUCAGGGCGGCAGAUUUCCGCGCGAUGGAACUACAGGACCUCCUCCCAUCAGAUACACGAUUCAAGCUGCUUUUCUUCACAGGUGAUGCUGAAACGUCGAUGCUGGAGAAAUUGGCCCAGGGAGUACAGAGCAUUUUGGCCAAGUACGGCACCGUUGCGAUCGAUAUAAUUUCGAUUGUCAAGUCAAAGCGACCGAACUUCAGCUUCCUUGAGCUGCCCGAGGAGCUUCGUCCGCAUUGGUCAAAGGUGUUCUGUGACGAAAAGAACUUGCAUGGGACCGAGGGCGGAGAGGCCUAUGGGGCAUUUGGCAUCGACCCUGAUGUUGGGGCUAUCAUUUGCGUGCGGCCGGACGGAUACGUGAGCGCGGUUGCGCCAUUAUCUGAUCCAAGCGCGAUCGACAACUAUUUUUCGAGGUUCAUGGGUUAA